AUGUUAUGUUCACCAGUACACUCAUGCAGGUUCCUCAACAAGGCUUGUGUGAGAACUAGUACAAGUACUAGUGAAUGGAUGCUGUGCACAGUUACUCAAGUAGAGGAAACUAAACAAAUACUAAGGAUGAUCCCCAUCUGGGUUGCUACGCUUAUUCCUAGCACAAUGCUUGCUCAGACGAACACCCUUUUUGUAAAGCAAGGAGUUACUCUUAAUAGACGCAUUGGCAGAUUCAACAUUCCCCCUGCAAGUUUGAUUGCAUUCACAUCUUUCACCAUGCUUGUCAGUGUUGUACUCUAUGACCGUGUCUUUGUUAAGAUUAUGAAGAGAUUGACUAAGAACCCCAGAGGGAUCACACUUCUUCAAAGAAUGGGCACAGGAAUCAUGAUCCACAUAGUGACUAUGAUAGUUGCAUCUUUGACUGAGAGAUAUAGACUAAAAGUAGCCAAGGAACAUGGGGUAGUUCAAAAUGGAGGACAAGUUCCUUUAAGCAUACUCGUUUUGGCUCCGCAAUUCAUACUAAUGGGAUUAGGUGAGGCCUUUUUAGAGGUUUCAAAAAUUGAGUUCUUCUAUGACCAAGCCCCGGAAAGCAUGAAAAGUCUUGGUACUUCAUAUUCCAUUACUACUGUAGGCAUUGGGAGUUUCAUCAGCACUUUUCUUCUCUCCACAGUUUCACACAUCACUCAGAAAAAUGGCCACAAAGGAUGGAUUUUGAACAACCUGAAUGCUUCUCAUCUUGAUUGCUACUACGCAUUUUUUGUAGUUCUAAACUUUCUGAAUUUCAUCUUCUUCAUGGUUGCUUCAAAGUACUUUGUGUAUAGAGCUGAAAUUUCAAAUUCUAUAGAAGUACUUGCACAAGAACUGAAAGAGAAGACAGCCAAUGUGUCAGACCAAGCUUUCCAAGUGAUUAGUUGA
Molecule: messenger RNA, 915 nt
Organism: Sphenostylis stenocarpa
Lineage: Eukaryota; Viridiplantae; Streptophyta; Magnoliopsida; Fabales; Fabaceae
Source: the annotation of a GenBank genome assembly